Prionailurus viverrinus (fishing cat) is the source of this 1826-nucleotide messenger RNA. It is a transcript of the gene GPR39, whose product is annotated as G protein-coupled receptor 39. The coding region runs from base 360 to 1721 and encodes 453 amino acids. Gene Ontology annotation, molecular function: G protein-coupled receptor activity. NCBI's taxonomy places the organism in Eukaryota, Metazoa, Chordata, Mammalia, Carnivora, Felidae. The transcript is spliced from 2 exons. Gene Ontology annotation, cellular component: membrane. Gene Ontology annotation, biological process: G protein-coupled receptor signaling pathway. The record is from RefSeq and is a predicted model, not a curated record.
CCGAGCGGGGGCAGCGAGGGGAAGGGCGGGCGCUGGGGGUGCCGCGGAAGUCGCUCCCCGCGGGGAGAGUACGACCUCCUUCCUCCUCUCUCCCCGCCUGGCUCGUACACACACACACACACACACACACACACCCCAAACUCCACCCCCAGGCGCCUCCCCGGCCCCUGCUAGGUUGGGCUGCUCCAGGAAGUUUCCAUGAAAGCACCAGAAGUACUAAGUUACUCUUUCCAGGUGAGCGCGGAUGAGAAAGCGCCUGGCCAGCCCUGGUGAGUUGCAGCCCAGAGCUCUGGGCUCUGCUGGCAGGAAGAAGGCAAGCUGAGGAGGUCUUUGGACCCGGUGGCGUGGCUUUCACCCUCAUGGCUUCGCACGGGGGCCCCAGCAGUGACUGCUCCUAUGUCAUCGAUCACACCCACGUCCCCGAGUUCGAGGUGGCCACCUGGAUCAAAAUCACCCUCAUCCUGGUGUACCUGGCCAUCUUCGUGGUGGGCAUUCUGGGGAAUAGUGUCACCAUUCGGGUCACCCAGGUGCUGCAGAAGAAAGGUUACUUGCAGAAGGAGGUGACGGAUCACAUGGUGAGCCUGGCUUGCUCGGACAUCUUGGUCUUCCUCGUCGGCAUGCCCAUGGAGUUCUACAGCAUCAUCUGGAACCCCCUGACCACGCCCAGCUACGCCGCGUCCUGUAAGAUUCACACUUUCCUCUUCGAGGCCUGCAGCUAUGCCACGCUGCUGCACGUGCUGACGCUCAGCUUUGAGCGCUACGUUGCCAUCUGCCACCCCUUCAGGUACAAGGCCGUGUCGGGGCCCUGCCAGGUGAAGCUGCUGAUUGGCUUCGUCUGGGUCACCUCCGCCCUGGUGGCGUUGCCUCUGCUUUUUGCCAUGGGAGUCGAGUACCCCCUGGUGACCGUGCCCAAUCACCGGGGUCUCUCGUGCAACGUCUCCCGCACGCGGCACCACGAGCGGCCGGAGACCUCCAACAUGUCCAUCUGUACCAACCUUUCCAACCGCUGGACUGUCUUCCAGUCCAGCAUCUUCGGCGCCUUCAUCAUCUACCUCUUGGUCCUGGUCUCUGUGGCGUUCAUGUGCUGGAACAUGAUGCAGGCGCUUCUGAGGAGCAGCCAGGGCACGCUGGCCGGGAAGGGACAGCGGCCGCAGUUGAACAAGUCGGAGAGCGAGGAGAGCAAGACAGCCAGGAGGCAGACCAUUAUCUUCCUGAGGCUGAUUGUUGUGACCUUGGCUGUCUGCUGGAUGCCUAACCAGGUGCGGAGGAUUAUGGCCGCAGCCAAACCCAAGCACGACUGGACAAAGUCCUACUUCCGGGCAUACAUGAUCCUCCUCCCCUUCUCCGACACCUUCUUCUACCUGAGCUCGGUCAUCAACCCGCUCCUGUACAACGUGUCCUCGCAGCAGUUCCGCAGGGUGUUCGGGCAGGUGCUCCGCUGCCACCUGACGCUGCCGCAUGCCAACCACAGCAAACACCUGCGUGCCCGCGUCACCUCUGCUGCGGACAGCGCUCGCUCGGCACGCCGCCCCCUCAUCUUCACCGCUUCCCGGUGCAGUUCCUCUGCAAGAACUAACAAGGUUUACUUGAGCACUUUCCAGAACGGGGGCGAGCCAGACUCCAAGCCCCAGCAAUUGAGUCUUGAGGCAGCAGAACCCAACGUGCAGAUGAAACCACCCAACUCUGCGGCAGGGAAUGGUUUUCAGGAACAUGAAGUGUGAAUGUCAACUAUGGAAGCCUUGAGGACUAACCGGCGCCCCCAAUGAAAGCAACAUGAUCCUGACACACAAAGUGACAAAAUAAACCAUGCCCCUAUGAGGGACAGG